Messenger RNA from Pogona vitticeps (central bearded dragon), 3026 nucleotides. RefSeq names its product FAST kinase domains 5 (gene FASTKD5). Gene Ontology annotation, cellular component: ribonucleoprotein granule; mitochondrial matrix. Gene Ontology annotation, molecular function: RNA binding. The record is from RefSeq and is a predicted model, not a curated record. Lineage: Eukaryota; Metazoa; Chordata; Lepidosauria; Squamata; Agamidae. Gene Ontology annotation, biological process: mitochondrial RNA processing; regulation of mitochondrial mRNA stability.
AUGCGGCGCCUCGCUGCCUCCCGCCCGGCCCGGCAGCAGAGCAUGCGCAGAGCCAACACUCCUGGGCGGGGCGGCUGCCCACGAGCAGCGUUUCCUCCGAGAGCGCCUGCGCCACAGCCCGUUUGUCCCCAGCCGCUGGCCGUAGGCUCCUUCCGGGCCAGGGGCGCUGACGCGCGUGAGGCGCCACGUGACCGGAAGUCCCCUCGGUGCGGCGGAAAGGUGAGGCGUGCUGGGAGCAGCCGGAGCGGAGUACCUGGGACCAGGACUCGCCUGAUAUGCGUGGCCAUGGCUACGGGGAUAAUAUACAGAAGAUUUGCAGGGCAAUCUUGCAGGGCAGCUGCAUUUUCUACUACGACAAGGGCUUGGGGACAGAAGAUGCUCUUUGGAAAUGCAGAAGAGAGCCGGAGCGCCGUCACAAUGGGCAAAGGAGCUAAAGCUGCCGUCAGCCUCGGACUGUGGGCGUCCCCAGAGUACAGCAUGUCCAUUAACCCCUCAGCCUACCAAAUGGCCAAACGCUUACAUCAUGAAGACGCCUCAAGAGGUUUGUGGGAUGGAUCCCUUGAAGGUGACUCGUCCACUGUCGGUCCCAAGCAAAUCCGAAGUACUUACCACGUCACCAGCACACAGAGGCUUUCCGGUGAAGAGGGUGUGCUGCUGGAGGAUGAUGAGGUGCUUUCUGGUGAGCAUCCCCUGAAACAGGGCCCCAUGAAAAAUGAUAGGCAUGAUUAUGAUGAUGACGACGACGAUGAUAUGGAUACAGAGAUCUAUGACUCUAAGGAGCAUACCAGAAUAUUCCAGAAGCAAAGGCCUGAGUACAGAUCUCUGUGUUACAACAGGGAGGAAUUUUCUCAGUCCCUUUCCGCAGAAGAGGGCGAACGCAUCCUACAGAAAGUCUCUUUGAUUAAAAGUGGCCUCAAACCAGAAGCCAUUGCUGAAUAUUUCUUCCGGCUAAGCUGUUUGCCUGCAGAGCAGCGCAAAGCUGUAUUGUCCAAUUUCAGGUUCGAUAUGCUGUGUAACUAUGGCAUUAAGAACGUCAAGAUGUUUUCUACCGCUGACCUUAUUACAAUUUUGAAAGCCUUUGUCACCCUUAGGAUUCCACCUUCCCACUUUAUGUUGAAGAACUAUGAGAAAGAAUUUUGCUGCCGGGCCUGGGACAUGAGCCUGAAUCUGGUGCUGCUGGUGGCCGACUUGUGGUGUUACUUGGGCCGCAGCGUCCCUUGCUAUUUGGAGAUCAUGUUGACCUAUGUUAACCAGCAUUGGAAAGAACUCACUUUGCCCCAGCUGGUCCAGCUCAGCUACAUCAUUGGUGAAGGGCGUAAAGCCCCUGAAGAGCUGAUGAAGAAACUAGACCUCUUGAUGUCAACGUAUUUGGACUCUCUCAGCCUAGAGGAAGUGGGUGUCAUAUGUUUGGGGUUCUUCAAAUCAAAAAGUUGUCUUUCCGACGCAACUAUGCAGAGAAUCGGACUUAAAACCUGUGCCCACCUGGCAGACAUCAGCAAUUGUGCCUUGGUGAACAUCCUCAAGAUGUAUCGCCUCACUUACCAUGGCCACAUCUAUUUUUUGAAGCAUCUAGGGCAAUUGGUUCCUUCUCGGAUGCAGACAAUGACUGUUCAAAGUAUCAUGCACAUAGCACUUGCGUGUUCAGCUUUGCAUUACUUUGAUAAAGGACUUAUGGAUAAUAUUGCCUAUUCUGUGCCUCCAAAGGUAGCUUCUUGUCGAUGCAAGGAUGUUGCCAAAUUAUUGUGGUCUUUUGGAAACUUAAACUAUGUGCCCCCUAAUGCAGACGAGUUUUAUACCAGACUCGAGGAACAGUUGCAUGUAAAGUUUCAUGAAUUUCAAAAGUUCCCUGAGCAUUUGGUGACUGCUUUGGUAGCUCUGGCGUUAGUCAAGCGCUUCCAUUACGACUUGAUAGAUUAUGCUUUGAGUCCUAAGUUUAUCGGUUUAUGCAGAGAGGGUCAAUACUACCCCGACCGAGACUUGUUAACUCUUGAUGGCACAGUAGAGAUUGAAUGCCCUGAUUACGCAGGUAAUCGUCUUUCACCACAGUUUAGGCAAGAAGCGGUGAAUAGGGUGUAUAGCUAUGCUAGGCAGGAUUUCUGCAUUAAGCCAGAAAUCAUUGCAGCUAUGUCUGUACUGGAAGAGAUGUUGGGGGGGCCACAGUAUGUAAAAAAACAUUUGAUUUUGCCUCACAACAGAACAGUCGAUCUGGAGGUUUGUUUAGACGCUAACCAGAACCCAUUGCCAUUUAAUUCAGAAGCUGUUGUAGCAGAACCAUUGACACUCACAGAUCAUGGAGUGUUCCUUACAAAUGAUUUAAUGGAUCAGCUUUUAAAGGGGAAGAGUAGGAGCCAGACCCUCUUGGUUGAUGGGGGAAACAAGACUGAAAAGUGUGUCCAGAAAAGAGCCGUCCAGCUGGAUUUAUCUCUCUCCACUGGGAAUCAUCGCUCCUUUUCUGAUGGAGUUCCCCUGACUGGUCUCCUCUUCGAUGCUUUGACCAAGACGACUUCUAAAGAUCCCGAUCCUCAGCCGACUGAGCAGGUGCGUUCCGGGAGGAAACUAGCCAUCCAGGUGUCCACCAGGAACCACUAUGCCUUGAAGUCAAAACACUUGCUGGGGUUUCACAGUAUGAAAAGGAGGCAACUCCGUCAGAUUGGAUAUGUGGUGAUAGAAGUACCCUUCUGGGAAUGGAGUCCGUUACUCAAACACAGCUAUUCACACAAAAGGGAAUAUUUGUAUCAUAAGGUGUUUGGCUCUUCUAGUGAGAGGGAGCCCGAAUGUCCUGCAAAAUCAGAAUUCUAAGAAAUUGAGAUAGUGAUGUCCUCAGUCUUGGGGGCAGUAUCUGUGGUACAACAUAGCCAUGUGGUUUCCAUUGAAUUAUCGCUCAUUUCUAAGCUAUUUUGUGCUGAGGAUUGCAAAGCUAUUUCUCAGUCUUCUUGAAAAGAGGACUGUACCCACCCACUAUAUUUCUUUCUUGUAAAGGGAUUUCAUUGUGAUGUUUUCUGUAAAUAAAAUGUGUCUUCCAAUAU